UUUCUUUAUUAAACAGUAUCAUGUAAUAAAUUGGGGUUUGUUAAUUUCACAACAACAAAAAAUCAUGUUAAUAAAUUAGUUAAGAUGUAAAUUAUAGCCACUUGUUCUCUAAUUUUAGAAGAUCCAAAACUCCAAAAUCCAAAUGCUCUUGAGAUAUCCGAGAAAACGACUAUUGGCCGCGUCUCCAUGAUUCACAUCUUCAGUCCACCACGUGUCAUGAGCACGACGUUGACAACUAUCUCGCUUGAUUAGCUCUAGCGAAUUUCAAAAGCUUUGGAGUUUGGACACUGUUUUGAAAAUCCCUAUCUAACGAUUCUAACCACUUCGUACUUUAUUUUUUGUCAACAUUGCCCUGAGACUUCUCUGAAAUCUCAAGGUUUUGGCACUCCAUAUGUUAAUUUCCAACACAGCUAAAACCCCAUAUGGCAAGUCAAUCUACCGUAACUAAAAGAGUAGUCUAACACGCCUACGCAUCCUAUCAAUUGGGCUAAUUAUCAGAGAGAGAGAGAGAGAGAAAAAAAGGGUGUUAAGUUAAGCAAUUCACAUGUGAACAUGCCCAAAUUUUCAUCUCAUCCACAAGCAAACUCAACCAAUAAUGCCUCGUAAGAUUCUUCUAUCUCCUAUACGUCAACACUUGCCAAACCUAUAGGCUACAAGCAUAGACCAAGAAGUCUAGUCACACAAGUUGGCAUUUAGGGAAAGCCAACAAGUUUUACAACUAUUGUGAGCAAGUAGAAAGAUAGAGCCAAGAAGUUAAUUUACGGUAUUUACAUACAAAAAGAUAUAUAGAGAAAGAAAUUGAGCAUUAAGUGUUGGAAGAUGAGCAUGAUGGCUAUCAUUAGCAAACUAUAUUGUUCAUCUUCUCAGACGGUGCUUGGGGUCAGGAAGAGGCCUCAUGUGGUGAAUGGAGGGGGUUUUGUGGUCACGGAUUGUAGUGGCCAGAGGGUUGUUUUCAGGGUUGAUGGUUGUGGGAUUCAUGACACUAAGGGACAGUUGAUUCUAAGAGAUGGGGAAGGAGAUGCUUUACUUCUCAUGCGUCGAAAGGGAGGCAUGGUUGAGGCCCUUGGCAUUUACAAGAAGUGGAAUGGUUAUAGUGUAAACUAUGAAGGAUUACAGAGCCUGGUUUUCAGCUUGAAAGAGCCCAAUAAUUGUUGUUUGGUUAAGAACAAUGCGAUUAGAAUCUCCAUUGAACCCAGGAAUUCUAGUAACAAGGGCUGGGACUUUGAGGUCAGGGGUUACUUCCCUGAUAGGAGUUGUAGCAUUGUUGAUGUUAGAGGCAACGUAAUAGCACAGGUUGGGGUGAACAAGGAAGUGGAGAAAUUGAUGGAAAGUAAGGAUCUGUAUCAUGUGGUGGUGAAACCAGGGAUCGAUCAAGCGUUUGUUUUUGGAGUCAUUGCCAUCCUUGACUACAUUUAUGGCGAAUCCACAUACUGCAGAGUCCAAAAUUGUGCUUAGCGUGCUGUGUUUUGCUGAAUUAUUAUUUUAUAAUUAAAACCAAUAGUGGUUUUUUCUCGUAUGACAAAUGUGUAUAUAUGAAAGAAGCUAAAGGGGAUAGAGAGGGUUUUGGAGGAAUUAAGGGGACAAUUAACCAGGUUAGGAAGAUGCCUUGUAUAUUAUGGAAGGGAAAUUGGAUUGUUACUUGCGUUAAGCAAUUGCAUGUAAUUUCGUUAAUUCGAAUGACUGGUUUGACAAUGACGAAUGUGAAAGUUAUUUAAGUAUCGUUCCUAGUGCUUAUCGUUUA
Messenger RNA from Glycine soja, 1741 nucleotides. RefSeq names its product protein LURP-one-related 6-like. The record is from RefSeq and is a predicted model, not a curated record. The transcript is spliced from 5 exons. Lineage: Eukaryota; Viridiplantae; Streptophyta; Magnoliopsida; Fabales; Fabaceae. Bases 820 to 1455 code for a protein of 211 amino acids.